This is a messenger RNA of Camellia sinensis, 1512 nucleotides long. Its product is annotated as putative WRKY transcription factor 40. Gene Ontology annotation, biological process: regulation of DNA-templated transcription. The record is from RefSeq and is a predicted model, not a curated record. Lineage: Eukaryota; Viridiplantae; Streptophyta; Magnoliopsida; Ericales; Theaceae. Gene Ontology annotation, molecular function: DNA-binding transcription factor activity; sequence-specific DNA binding.
UUCAACUUGGCACUUCCAUUUUAUAAAAUAUUAUUUUCUCUCUCUUUCUCACUCUCCUUCUUCCUUCCUUGCCUCCUUCCUACAACUUGCACAUAAAAGCAAGCUUCUUAAACAUCUCUAUAUAUUGGGUCUCUCUUCUUUGGGUUCUUCUGGGUAUUCAUUCUUGCAAGUUUUAGAGCAUUUGUGUUUGAAGCUUUUGUUAGAAUUUUUCCUGGGAAUUCAGUUGUGAUCACUGCUAGUUCAAUCAACUUUCAAGUUUCAAGAAACAAAUGGAUUACAUUAGUUUGCUUGACACUUCAUUGGAUCUCAAUGCCAAGCCUCUCAGAUUUGUCGACGAUGCACCGAAUAAAGAGGUGCAAAGCAAUUUCAUUGAGUUAGGAAUGAAAACUUCAGUGAAACAAGAGGCUAGUGCUCUAGUAGAGGAAUUGAACCGGGUUAAUGCCGAGAACAAGAAAUUGACAGAGAUGUUGACAGUGUUGUGUGAGAAUUACAAUGCUUUGCAAAGACAUUUGAUGGAUUAUAUGAGUAGGAAUCCGGGGACGGUAGAGAAUGUGGUGUCGAAGAAGAGGAAAACUGAAACCAGUAAUACUAACAUCAUCAACAAUGGUAACAAUGAUGGAAUUCAUGGAACUAGCGGAGGAAAUUCGGAGAGUAGCUCGAGCGACGAAGAUUCGUGCAAGAAACUGAGGGAAGAACAUGUCAAGGCCAAGAUUUCAACGUUGUGUGUGAGAACUGAAUCCUCUGAUACAAGUCUUAUAGUGAAAGAUGGAUAUCAAUGGAGGAAAUAUGGACAAAAGGUGACCAGAGACAACCCUUGUCCAAGAGCUUACUUCAAAUGCUCUUUUGCUCCUAGCUGCCCUGUCAAGAAGAAGGUGCAAAGAAGUGUUGAAGAUCAAUGUAUUUUGGUAGCAACAUAUGAAGGAGAGCACAACCAUCCACACCCUUCAAGACUUGAGGCAACAACAUCAAGCUCUAACCGAGGCAUGACACUAGGUUCAGUGCCUUGCUCUGCCUCUCUCAGCUCAUCUGGACCAACCAUCACUCUUGAUCUAACAAAACCUAAGACCAAAAGUGAUACCGAAAAUUCAAACCACCGGACAACGGUCAACUCGCCGGAAUUUCAACAGUUCUUAGUUGAACAAAUGGCUUCUUCCUUGACCAAGGAUCCCACUUUCAAAGCCGCAGUGGCGGCCGCCAUUUCUGGAAGAAUUAUCCAACAUAAUUAGAAGCCGCUCCAAAGAAAAGAAACUUUAGUUUCAUGCAUUUGAUUAUUUUGACUAGUCUAGGAGAUUUGGAGGGUACCAAUUAAUGUAAAUACAACAUUGGAGAAAAGUAGAACAUGUAGUUUGAUUUUUUCCAAAUGUGGGGCAAUACCAUUUACAACUUUGCUACAGAUCUCUACUUAAUUGUGCAUUUUUUUGUUUUACUAAUCAAGUGUGAAUCCCACAUAAGUGUCAUUGGUAAAAAAAAAAUGGAUAAAUUUGUAAGGGCACCUAUCUUUUUCCUACUUAA